Messenger RNA from Neoarthrinium moseri, 2634 nucleotides. RefSeq lists its product as uncharacterized. Gene Ontology annotation, biological process: intracellular signal transduction; cell motility; phosphatidic acid biosynthetic process. Lineage: Eukaryota; Fungi; Ascomycota; Sordariomycetes; Amphisphaeriales; Apiosporaceae. The transcript has 9 exons. The record is from RefSeq and is a predicted model, not a curated record. Gene Ontology annotation, molecular function: D-type glycerophospholipase activity. The coding region runs from base 1 to 2634 and encodes 877 amino acids.
AUGGACCGCUUCUUCCACAAGCUCGAGGAAAAGCUUGACGAGGUCAAGGAUGUCUUUGGGCACGGGGAUAAUGACCGCCGUGACGAGAACCGACCACAGGAGGAGCGCCCUCAGGAGCGUCCCCAUGAAGAGCGCCCCCCUCGGCAUGAGGAGGACCCUCUGGUAGCCCAUCACCAGGAUGACGGCAGGCGACCUGACCCGGUCAACACGAACCGCUACCAAUCUUUUGCUUCCCCAACCACAGGCGGUGCCAAGUGGUACGUGGAUGGUGCGAGCUACUUCUGGGCUGUCUCCGUGGCCCUUGAACAGGCAAAGGAGAGCAUUUAUAUCCUGGACUGGUGGCUGAGCCCUGAGCUCUAUCUCCGACGACCGCCGGCUCGCAAUGAGCAAUACCGCCUUGACAACAUGUUGAGGGCGGCUGCCGAACGGGGUGUUCAAGUCAAUAUCAUUGUCUAUAAGGAGGUCACUCAGGCAUUGACUUUGAACUCCGAGCACACUAAACAUGCGUUGGAGGGCUUGCACCAGAACGUCAGAGUCUUCAGGCACCCUGAUCACGGUCUGGAUGUAGACGGCGCCAAGGCCGACCUGGAGGCUGCAUUCAGCAACCUGUCCAUGGGGGCCUUGAAUGCGUUCAAGCUUUCCAGCGCCCCUCAGGAUGCCGUCAAAUCUCUCUACGGUUCCGCUGGCGAGGUUGUCUUGUACUGGGCUCACCAUGAAAAGCUCUGCCUCGUCGACCGCACAAUUGCGUUCAUGGGUGGUCUCGACAUGUGUUUCGGCAGAUAUGAUACCAACAGCCACCCCAUCGCUGAUGCCCACCCUGGCAACCUCGAUGCAAUCAUCUUCCCAGGUCAAGACUACAACAAUGCUCGUGUCUUCGAUUUUGAGGGAGUGGAUAACUGGAACCACAACCAACUGGACCGAACCAAGAGCUCAAGAAUGGGUUGGUCUGAUAUCUCCAUCUCUCUGAACGGACCCAUUGUCAGUAGCCUGUUGGAUCACUUUGUGGACAGAUGGAACUUUAUCUGGAACCAGAAGUACAAGGAUCAAGAUCCAGGCAAAUACCAGCAACUCGAAUUCGAGGGUGGCAGCACGAUUGCAUCCGGCAACUUGAGCGGCGACUUCCAGGGACGCCUACGAGGCCGCCAGCACAGAUAUGGCGGCGAAGAAGAGUAUGGCCGCGGAGACUCUGGCUCUUCUGGAAAUGCCUCUAUCCAGCUUUGCAGAAGUUGCACGGAUUGGUCUGCUGGACACCCCACAGAGCACUCGAUUCAGAACGCUUAUAUCGACGCUAUUGGAAACGCCCGUCACUUUGUCUACAUUGAGAACCAGUUCUUCAUCACCGCUACCUCUGAUGAGCAGCACCCUGUCAAGAACAAGAUUGGCGCGGCCAUCGUGGAGAGGAUCCUGAGGGCCCACAAUGCUCGCGAAGAGUUCCGCGUGAUAGUUCUCAUGCCCGCAGUGCCCGCCUUUGCCGGAGACCUGCACGCGGACGGAGCUCUGGGUACUCGCGCGAUCAUGGAGUUCCAGUACAACAGCAUCAACCGCGGUGGCCACAGUAUCAUGGAAGCCCUCCGCCAACAAGGCGUGGAGGACCCGAGACGCUACAUCACAUUCUACAACCUGCGCAACUACGAUCGAAUCAACACGUCUGAGACCAUGGGCCGUGCUGAGGGAGAGAGCGGCGUGCCGUACGAGGAGGCCCGACGCGACUUCGACGAUAGAGUCGGUGCCGGUAACUACCCGUACGGCGAGAGAGAGGAGGGCCGAAGAGACGACUACGGCGGUAACCAGUAUGAAAGAUACCAGAGGGCCGCCGAGUCGGCCCCUGAUCAGACAUGGGACACUAUCUCUGCCUGCUACAUGGACGGCGGUGCGGAGUUGAACCGCCUCCCUUGGCAAGGUAGCCCCGAAUCUGAGAUUGAUGCCUAUGUCUCAGAGGAGCUAUACAUCCACUCCAAGGUGCUUAUUGCCGACGACAAGCUCGUCAUCUGUGGCUCUGCCAACUUGAACGAUCGAUCUCAGCUGGGCGACCACGACUCGGAGAUUGCCGUGAUCAUCGAGGAUCAGGAGCCAAUCGAGACCACCAUGAACGGGCAGCAAUUCACCGCCUCCAAGUUCGCAACCUCGCUCCGACGCCAACUCUUCCGCAAGCACCUGGGCCUGCUGCCGGACCAGCGCGUCGACAGCGUCAACGCCAACUGGACCCCGAUCACCCAGGAUGCGCAGGAGUACGAUUGGGACUCGCCCGCGGACCGCCUCGUGGCGGACCCGAUGACGCGCGAGUUCUGGGACCUCUGGACGGGCACCGCCCGCACCAACACCGAGGUCUUCAACAAGGUGUUCCACCCGGUCCCCACGGACCUGGUCCGCACCUGGGACGAGUACGAGCAGUUCUUCAGCCGCCACUUCAUCAUCCCCGGCGUGGAGAUGAAGGAGGAGGACAAGCAAGGCAAGGUGGAAUACGGCCACGUUGUCCGCGAGGAGUUCCCGGGAGGCGUCGGCGAGGUCAAGGAGUGGCUGGGCCGCGUCCGCGGCACCCUCGUCGAGAUGCCCCUCGAGUUCCUGAUCGAUGUCCACGACCUGGCCAAGGAGGGGCUCAGCUUGAACACUUUCACCGAUGAGAUCUACACUUAG